GUCACUGGAGAGCUGCUGAAAUAGGAGUGAGACAUACUGUCCGCUGCACUGUGGCUUGUUUUUCUGAUGUUUUAAGGACAUUUGUCCCAAAGCUCACCUUCAUAUUCCCUUAAUAAUGGCCGAAGGCGACAACAAAAGCGCAAACCUUUUAGCUCAGGAGACUGCCCAGCUGGAGGAGCAGCUGCAGGCCUGGGGGGAGGUGAUCCUGGCUGGAGACCGGGUCCUGCGCUGGGAGAAACCCUGGUUCCCUGCAGUCUUGAUUGGAGCCACCACCGCCAUCUUCCUGCUGGUGUACUACUUGGACCCGUCGGUUCUGACCGGACUCUCCUGCACUGUCAUGCUGCUCUGCCUGGCUGAUUACCUCGUGCCCACCCUGGUCCCCAGAGUCUUCGGCUCCAAUAAGUGGACCACGGAGCAGCAGCAGCGCUUCCAUGAGAUCUGUGGAACCCUGGUGAGGACUCGGCGUCGGAUCGUGGGCUGGGGGAAGCGUCUCUGCACCCUCAAAGAGGAGAAACCCAAAGUGUACUUCGCCUCAGUGAUCAGCGGGCUGCUGACAGCUGCCUGGAUCGGGCAGCAGGUCCACAACCUGCUCCUCACCUACCUGACAGUGAGUUUCCUGCUGCUGCUGCCGGGCCUGAACCAACAUGGUGUCAUCACCAAGUACACCGCCAUGGUCAAGAGGGAGAUCAACAAGCUGCUGAAGCACAAGGAGAAGAAGAACGAGUAGAGGAGGAGGAGGUCUGUGAGGAAGAAGCUCAUUUGUUUUCCCACAUGAUUAGUUUCAGGUUGUGACCUUUGACCCCUCACAUUUAGACAAACGGGAAGCUCAUCAGGUGAACUCUUGUGUUUAGUGCUUUUCCUUCUGGUUAACCAGUGACUACUGAGCAGCAGCUCCAACCACUUCUUCUUUAGCUUGAACAGACGGGCCUUCUGCUGGAGACGACGGGUCUGCCUAACCCCCUGUGGACGUAUUGUUACAUUAUUUUUAUUUCUCCUGGACGUCCCAGCAGUCAAUAAAGU
This is a messenger RNA of Nematolebias whitei (Rio pearlfish), 1020 nucleotides long. RefSeq names its product ADP-ribosylation factor-like 6 interacting protein 1 (gene arl6ip1). NCBI's taxonomy places the organism in Eukaryota, Metazoa, Chordata, Actinopteri, Cyprinodontiformes, Rivulidae. The transcript is spliced from 6 exons. The record is from RefSeq and is a predicted model, not a curated record. The coding region runs from base 116 to 727 and encodes 203 amino acids.